Moneuplotes crassus is the source of this 1682-nucleotide messenger RNA. Lineage: Eukaryota; Ciliophora; Spirotrichea; Euplotida; Euplotidae. The record is from the annotation of a GenBank genome assembly.
UUUGGAGCAGGAGAGGAUUUUUAAGGGAAUUUAUGCAGAGAGGUUGGGUAGUGUUGGUGGUUGUUGGGAUUUUGGGGUCACUGGGGGUGUGAAAGAGGGUUAUGAAAGGAUUCAGUGGGCAAAAGGAGAUUGAGAUAAGGAAAGAGAUUUUGGAAGGAUUGAUGGAGGAUGCUGUUUUGGAGGAUUUGUUGACUCUUCAGUGGGAGGAAAAUAGAGGAAUUUUUGUGCAAGCUACUUCAAAUAUUCCCUCAAGCAAAGAUACAAUGAAAAUUCCUUCAGAAUUGGUAUUUUCCGUCUACAACGAAUUCCCCUUUAAAGAUAUUCUUAUUGAUCCUAUUUAUGAUACUUUUGACAAAAAGAAAUUCUAUCAAGAAGUCCCUCUGAAUAAAAACGAUAGAGAAAAAGUCCUGACCACAAUAGAAAUGCUUAUAAACAUAAAUGUUGACAGAGAAGUAAUCAAUAAGAGAUUUCCAAAAUACAAGAAAACAUCCUUGUACAUAGAAGGGUGUUCUAAAUGAGAAGAUUACUUCCUGAGCCUCCCAACCAUUGAUUCCUUCAACCACCUAGCUUUUUGGAGCCAACAAGAAAUAGAUAUGUUUAAAGAGAUCACCUUUAGUGAGCCGAAGGUUAAGAAUAUCUCCUCUUUCUAUCAUGAGUUGCUAAGAGAGCUCAAAAGUUUGAAUACCCAAGAAUCUCUGUUUAUCAUAGAAGAAGUUCUCAGUGACAAGGAACAAUUCAAAUGGGCAUUCAAUAUUAUAGAAACACGUUGCUUUGAUUUUGAAGCUAAAAACUAUAAUUCAACAUUUUCAGAGCUAGCAACUGAUCAAGAGAACCAGAGAUUAAAUAAAAAGCUUGGGCUGACUAGACUACACUUGCUGCUGCCUAUUUUUGAUAUCCUAAACAUGAUUGUUCCUACAGAGAAAGAUUACCAAAAAAUUCAGUAUCACAUGAAUUCUAAAACACAAUACUUGUCUUUUUUCUUUGAUAAAAAGCCUGGCUUCCUCUAUCUCUCCAUUGGAGGUGAUUUUAUAGCAGGAGAAGAGUACGGAUUCGCAUAUACCCAAGACUUUUCUUGAGCUAACCUGAUUUCUCGAUAUGGCUUCAUGGCUCCAGAAGGUAUCCUUGAAGAAGUUAAAAUAGCCAUUCCAAAUGAACUCCCUAAGAAUGUCCUAACUUUAUGUAAACUGCUAAGAUGAACUGGAGCCAAGCCAAAUUCUCCAGUUUCAGACAAUUUAAAGUAUAAACUAACUCUUACAGAAUUUAUGAGGGAACAAGAGCAGUUUUUAAAUUAUUUCAGAAUCAAGCAUUUUCACAAUGUUCCAAGCAACCCUUCAACUCAAACUCUAAAAGCUUUAGCAAAGAAGAUCAAGAGAAAUUUCACUAAAUUCUCUUAUAUCACCUUCACUAACGAAAUAAUGGCAAUUACUGAUGCUUUGGAUGUGCUUUCUUUUAUAGCAACUUCUCGGAAUUUUACUGUCCCAGGAGAUGUAGUUAGCUUGAGUGAUGAAACUGAAUGAUCUGCUUUGGGAGUAAAUUUACAGGAUCACUGUAGUGAUCAGAUGAAAUAUAGGGAGAAAAUUAUCUAUAGUUGAGCAAUUAGUCAACAUAACAUAAUUUUUAAGCAUAUAGCGUAUCUUCAUAGCAAGCUAAAUAAACUACUUGUGCGUGAAUUUUAGAAAGGA